Cucurbita moschata (crookneck pumpkin) is the source of this 3529-nucleotide messenger RNA. Its product is annotated as ubiquitin carboxyl-terminal hydrolase 2. Bases 274 to 3240 code for a protein of 988 amino acids. The record is from RefSeq and is a predicted model, not a curated record. Lineage: Eukaryota; Viridiplantae; Streptophyta; Magnoliopsida; Cucurbitales; Cucurbitaceae. Gene Ontology annotation, biological process: protein deubiquitination. Gene Ontology annotation, molecular function: cysteine-type endopeptidase activity; cysteine-type deubiquitinase activity; zinc ion binding. Gene Ontology annotation, cellular component: nucleus; cytosol. The transcript is spliced from 3 exons.
CUCUGCUGCUGAGACUCUCCGUUUCUCUCUCCUCUCAUCAGAAGCCCUCAGGCCUCACUAAUCCGACGCUUAGAGCCAUCUUCAUCGGCCAGAUUAAGAAGAGUUUUAGUAGCAGCAGCGGGAAUGUGCAGGCUUCUCUCCCUCCUUCUCAAUCUCUCGAGAUCUUGAAGCAUUGUUCUUGAAUUUUUCAAUCUCCAUUUCCUCAUGUGAUUGCUGGUUUCGCUGUAAAUUUCCAUCAGCAGUCUUGGUUCUCUUCAUAUCUAAAAGGGAACCAUGGGGAAGAAAGUUAAGAAGAAGAACAACCGAGCCCCUCUGAAAGAGAAGCGGGUAUCUUCAAGUUCACCGAGGAAGGUGCCCCAGCGAAGCAGCCCAACGGUGGAGAUUGCUGUUGAGGAUGUGUCAGUUGUUAAGGAGAGAAGCCAAUGCCAGCACCUUGAUAAAUGCUUUAAUUUCAAAGAGUUAUCAUCUAAACUUGCGUCCUCGGAACCUAUUAGCUGUGAAGAUUGUCAAGACAGUUCAGCUGAUAGAAGGGGGAGUAAGGGGAAGGCUAAACAUGGGAAGAAAAAGGGGGGAACUUCCGUGGAUGUAAAACCUGAUGCCAAAGCAAUUUGGAUUUGUUUGCAGUGUGGGCAUUAUGCUUGUGGAGGUAUUGGACUUCCUACCAACUCUCAGAUUCAUGCCGUUCGACAUGUCAGGCAAACUCGACACCCUGUGGUGAUUCAGUUUGAAAACCCGCAGCUUCGAUGGUGUUUCUCUUGCAACAAAUUACUUCCAGUAGAGAAAACUGAUGAGAAUGGUGAACAAAAUGAUGGCUUGUCUAAUGUGGUGAAAUUAAUUAGGGAUCGGUUGAUCAAAGCCUCGCCUGUGGACAUUGAGAACACAUGGCAUGCAAGCAGUGAAGUUACAGCUGCAACUAAAUCAGAAUGUUCAAUGUUAAGUGAUCUGGAGGGAAGAAAUCAUUAUGUUGUAAAAGGAUUGAUUAAUCUAGGUAACACUUGUUUUUUCAAUUCAAUCCUUCAAAAUCUAUUGGCCAUUGAUAUGUUGAGAGAUCAUUUUAUGAAAUUGGAAGAAUGUGUUGGACCUCUAACUAUAGCCUUGAAGAAGAUCUUUAUAGAAGCAAGAAUGGAAGGUAGAAUGAAAGGUUCAAUAAACCCAAGAUCGGUUUUUGGCUGCAUCUCUUCCAAAGCCCCUCAGUUCAAAGGAUAUGAGCAACACGACAGUCAUGAAUUGCUUCAUGCCCUGCUUGAUGGAUUGUCUACUGAAGAGCUGACUUCGAGGAAGAUGACAAAGUCUAAGGAAGAGAGAAUGUCUGGAAAUCCCACUCCUUCUUUUGUUGAUGAGAUGUUUGGGGGGGAAAUAUCAAGUGCUGUAUGUUGCAAAGAAUGUGGCCACACAUCAACAGUUUAUGAACCAUUUCUCAAUCUUUCUCUUCCCGUUCCAAUGAAGAAACCUCUGGCCAAAAAGGUCCAACCAGUCUCUCGGGCAAAGAAGACAAAAGUGCCACCUAAGAGUAGUGGAAAGACGAUUCGUAAAACUGGCAAGCCUUCAGAUGUUGUCCCAGUUCAAAUUGCCUCGCUCCCAUCAUCCAGUAAUGAGCUUUCCCUUGCAUCAGAGGCCAGCGCCGCCAGUAGCACAACUACCAUCACGGAGAAGACUUUAAGUUCUCAGAAUGUCUCAGAUGUUAAAGAGCCUGAAAAAGAAGUUUUGAUUGAGAAUGGAGGAGAAUGUGCUUCAGAUAAUUUGACGUGGAUGGAUUUCCUUGGACCAGAACUAACUGUCGAAAAUUGUGAUAUUUCCACUACUCAGGAGUCUGAAAAUAACGUCGAAGUAUUUAUCAGUGACGAUUCACAAAGCAUCUCUGGGUCGGGUAUGCAAGUGUCAACCCUUCACAAUGAACCCAAUCAAGGACCAGAUUUUUCAGUGAAUUCAUGGGAUGAAUCCCCUUUACAGGUUCAAGCCUCUGAAGUUUUGCUGCUCCCUUACAAGGAAGAGAGCUCCACUGCUGAAGUAGCAAAAGCAGAUGAUCAGGCUUCCUCAUCAAUUUUGGGAUGUGCUCAAGAUGAUUUUGAGGGAUUUGGCCUUGGUGAUAUGUUUGAUGAGCCUGAAAUCCCCAUAGGGCCCAUUGCGAGGCCCUCCGCCGCAAAUGAAGUUGCAGAGAGUAGUUUUGUUAGCGAGUCUGAGCCUGAGGAAGUUGAUAAUACUAAUGCUCCCGUCUCUGUGGAGAGUUGUCUAACUUAUUUCACAAAGCCAGAACUUCUGUCCAACGAAAAUGGAUAUAACUGUGAGAAAUGCUUAAAAAGGCUACAACAACAAAGGUUGGAAAUGAAGAAGCAAUCAAAAGUUGCUCGCAAAGCUGUAGCAAAUGGAUAUCAAACUGAUGUAGGGGGUGAUAUAUCUAGUUUCAACGUGGACUCUUCAGUUGAAGUAAAAAAUCAAAGAAAUAUGAACUUAAUAAAUGGUUCUUUAAGUCAUAGUAGCGGUGAAAGCUUGAAUUUGAAAGAAAAUGCAGAUUGCUCCAGUCGAGAUAGAACAAAACCUGUCGAUUGCCAGAAAGGCAAGAUGGAUUCUCUUGUUUUGAAUGAAGAUGAAGCUAAGGUUGACAAAGAUAUGAAUCCUGGCCUAGCAUAUGCUUCAGGUUGUAAUAACACCAGCAAUCAAGAGAAUUCUGAUGAUAAAUCCAGGUCUUAUCUUUCCAACGAUGAUCCUAAAGGCAGGGGACUUGCAAAAACUAAUAUUGAGCCCUUGAGUUCACAAAUAUCUGCCGAGAACCAACCAGAAAAAAGUGAGGAUUGUGAGAUGAAUUCUGAUUCAACAAUUGUGAAUGUGAAAAGAGAUGCAACAAAGAGGUUUCUCAUUCACAAGGCCCCUCCUAUCUUGACAGUUCAUAUAAAGAGGUUCAGUCCGGAUGCUCGGGGUCGUUAUAGUAAAUUGAACGGCCACGUCAAAUUCAAAGAAACAAUUGAUCUCAAACCAUACAUGGAUACUAGGUGUGCAGAUAGGGACAAGUGUAAAUAUCGGUUGGUCGGGGUCGUGGAGCACUCGGGAUCUAUGAGAGGAGGCCAUUAUGUUGCAUACGUGAGAGGGGGCAACAGGAAGAGGAGGAAUGGGGAAGCUGAAGAAGAUGCUUCUGUUUGGUAUUAUGCAAGUGACGCCUGCGUAAACGAGGUUAGCCUGGACCGGGUUCUUGGCUGCGAGGCGUACAUCCUAUUUUAUGAGAUAACAGGUCAAAUCUUUGGCUAACACAACACAUGCUUUUACUUCUUCAUAACUUCCAACAGAAGACAGGAAAGAGAGAGAGAGAGAGAGGCAGAUGAGUGUACACCUUUUACAAUAGAAUUUUUCCUCCCCAGUAAAAAUCCAUUCUUUUUGAUCUAUUAGAUCUAGGUUUUGAAAUAUGGUUAUCACAAAAAUUUGUCUAAUUGCCAAUGCCAAUAGAGGGGGUGUGGGGGCUUGAGGUCUUUGGCUUUUAUCACCCUGGAUUUUGUUAUAUGAGAUAUGUGGUUGCUCAAAUUGUUUCUUUUUCCAUCUA